CUCUGAAGCAAUUGUAAUAUCCAGCACCUAUAUAUUACCACGAUAAGAGUAAAUUGGAUCUAAUAUUUAGUUUCAGUACUGUUUGAAUUCUGUAUUGUUUUUAUAGCGUCAUUAUUUACCUAAUGAAAAUCAUGUGUCUGGUUACUGCUGUUUUAUUAGCUCCCCAAUAAGCAUAUCCUUAAUAAAUAGAACAGAACUCUCUAGUCCGUUAUUUCCAGUGAGCUCUAGCAGAAUGGAUGAAAGCCUUUCUUUAAGAGGAGCAGCCUUUGCCUGCAAAUCCAAUAUCUUGCAACAAGGAUUUAAAAUGUGUCUCCAAGACCUGUAUGACAAGGAGAGCAACUCACAGGUGAGAGUUUCAAUGUUCUAAUUAGUAAACAUUAACACACUUCAUUCUAAUCAUUGCAUUGUAUCCUUUGAUUCCCUUUUUUGCCGAUUUAUCACAGUUUGCAUAUUUAGAUAUUAUUAUUAUUAUUAGUUUGCAUCAUGUUGUUGUUACUAUUGUUAAAAGGGUUUCUCCAAUAUAUUAUAUUUGAAGUGGUCAUUGUGCCUACAUUCUGGAUGCGAUUUUGCUAUGAAAUGUGCUGUAAAUACAUAGUUUAACCGCUUUGCUGUGUGGGGAGAGGGGUGUAACACCAUUCAGUGGUGGAUCUAAAGUAGAGAGGGCCCUGGUGCCAGUGGCGGAUCUGGGGGGGCCCCAACGGGGCAAUUGCCCCACCCACCCGAAAGCCUAUUCUCUCCUGUGCAGGUGCUAUCCAAGCGUCAGAUCAGAGAUCUCCCUCACCGGUCCACAGGCACUUAGCUGGCAGCCGGCAUGGGAGGGAGGGGGGACCCGGGGGCUCAGCCUGCAGCUUCUCCGGGUCCUCCUCUCACGAGCUUGGAGCGGCAACGCUCCGGAUCUUGUGAGAGUUAACUCUAUCCCAGAAGCUGCAAGCUAGAGUUCACUCUCACUACUAGGACUGUCAGGGAUUAUUCACCACACCACCAGGGAUUGAGAAAUAUCCCACCUCCCAGGCAAAGGUAAGAAGGAAGGGGGAUCUAAAAAAUUUGUUUAUUUUAAUUAAAAAAAAGUGUGUGUGUGUGUGUGUGUGUGUGUUUACUUUUUUUUUGUUUGUUUGUUUUUUAAUCUGCCGCCCACACACAAUAGCUUUCCCAGUCACACAUUGCCCGCCCCACACUGCACCCCUCAGACACAUUGUACCCAUCACACACUGCCCCCUUACACACACUUUACCCCUCCACACACUGUAUCCCUCACACACUCUGCACCACUCACACACACUGCGCCCCUCCAUGCACCCCUCACACACUACUGCCCUAUCCCAGCAGACUCCAGGCAAGUUGUCAAACUGUUCUAUUAUGGUUUGACUACUUAUUCUGGGAGGGCACCAUGGCACUCCUGACACCAUAACCACUACAUAGAGCGGUAGUGGUUAUUGUGCCUGGAUUGUUCCUUUAAAUAAUCUACCAGUGCCCCUCCAGAGAUUAGGUUCUGGAUCCUCCCCUGCCAGGUGAAAGCUUUUUUUUUUUUUUUUUUGAAUCGCAAUGAUGGGGGGAAAAAAGUUAGAGCCCUGUCUGUUGUACAACUCUCACGAGUUACAAUGGUUGAACCCCUCUGGAUCCAUUAGAGCCGCCCCCUCACGGAACGGGACCCUCCUGUUUACAAGGAUAGCCACCCUCCUUGAUUUGCCUGCACGGUGAUCGCUGUAGUACCCUGUCGGGAAGCGGUGGUCCAUCAGUUUGGGCCUGGAUUUUUUUUUUUUUUUCUCCUCCUCCUUCUAGUGAUUAGAACACAGGGGAGUAUAGCAAUCCCCAGAGUGAAUAUAGCUGUCCCCUCCACACAUGAGACGAGGCUCUAUGUUGAGGGUGCAGAGGAACUGAUUUUUAAGGGUGCCAAACUUGUCCUUAUAUGACAAUCCCCAUGCAAGGGGUACUCCCACAUGGACCUGAUGGUAGACUGAUUUACGAUGUCACAGACAAAUAACCAUAAGGUUACAAGGCACGACACUCCCACACAGUGUGGUUCCAUGAGAUUCAUACCCAAACACCGCUGCCUGCGAUCAUGUGAACAAGAUGGCAGCCACCUUGUGGUUGUCCAUAGGAAUUGGCCACCCAGACGAACAAUUAGAACACUGCGGUGAGAAACGUUCCAAGUUGUUAAUAGGUUUGAUGGACUGAAAAUAAUAAUAAAAAAAAAUAAUAAAAAAAAAAAUUUAAAAUGAAAGCCGUACACAAACUUUUUAAAUUAAAUACAUUAUUUUGUUUUUUAGGGUUUCGUCAAUUUUGGAACAAGUGAAAACAAGAUUUGCUUUGAUUUACUACAUGAAAGAGUAUGUACUGAACUGUUUGUCAUAUAGAUUUUCUACAUGAUUUAAGUAACUGAUUGUAAAUGCAAUCUUUUUAAACUAUAAUUACUAUCAGUUUAUUCAUUUUCUUACAUUUUAUACUUACAAUAUGCUAGUUCUACAUUUUAUUUUUAAUUUACUAUCCAUGUUCUAUUGAGAAUCUCAAGAUAAAUAUUUCAUAUAAUGUUAACAAUUGCUUUUAUUCUUUAUAAAGAAGGUGCUCACAUGGGCACUCACUAAAUUCAAAUCGUAGCAAUUUAAAAUUCUAAAGACAACACGGAGGCAAAUGUGACCAAGCUUUGUUAGGCUGUCAGUAUGAUGAGGAGAUGAGGUGGAUUUAACGCUAAAGAAAAAUGCAAAAAAUUUACAUUGGCGGUUUAAAAGGACAGGGCCACGGCACCCAGACCAUUUUAUUUAGAUGAAGUGGUCUCGGUGACUAUAGUGUCCCUUUAAUCUUUUAUCUGAGUUUGGUGUUUAGUUAAUAAGCCACUCUGUCUUAAUACAAAAGUAAUGUACAAAGUUUGCGAUGUUAACAUUUUAAAAAAUAUAUUUUUACAGCUCACAAGGCCUGAUCUGAACUAUUUAGAGCCCAGUCUGCUGGAAUAUAAUGCCCCAUAUGGCAUCAAGAGGUGCGUUCGAAAAAUAAAAGGUCCAAAUUCAAACAGUAGGUUCCCAGAAAUAGUCCAAAGUGAGACUCCGAAUACCGUUUGUACCUUAAAGGAACACUAUAGUGUUAGGAAUACAAAUGUGUCCUAUUAAACAUUUAGCUAUUUGCCCCAUCACCCCCUUGUAUAGAGUUCAUCGAGAUUGAUUGAUUAUCUCAGACAAUCCAAAGAGUUACAAUCUACUGAGAGACUAACGCUGUUUUACUCGGCUAUUUUACGCAGAAGCACCUGUAGUGGCUGUCAGUAUGACCGCCACUAGAGGCAUUUAAACCUAGAGAAAAGCAAUUGGUUUUUUUUUUUUUCUUCCUAUUGCAGGGUUAAAACUACAGAGACAUGGCAUCCAAAACACUUCACUGAGAUGAAGUGGGCUGGGUGCCUAUAAUUAAUGGGCUGGGUGCCCUUUAAUUGUGAUGGUGCAAUGAAUUAUCAGGGCCUCUACCACUUCAUUCUGUUUAUUAUAGCUGCAGUAAUUUGCAAAUAUGACUUCACAUGGAAAAACUGUGUUUCUUCCCACUGGCUGUACAUGUUCUUGCACAACUUAUACGUGCUCGGAAUGGUCACGAAAUGUACAAGUCUUAACUGGCUUGUACAGAUUCCCUCUUGAAGAUCUGUUAAUUAUACCUUAUUUUAUAUUACAUGUACUACAGUCCCUGGGAAAAUGUUCUAACUUGUUUGGUUUUUAUUGUUUAAGUGUACACCUAAAGGGUGUGCAUGCUUUGUAUACCUUCUUUAGGACCCAGUUUUACAUUAUACUGGGGAUUGCCCUGUAGUUUCUACAUUGCCAAGAGUUCAUUUUUGUUCACAACCAAACGGUAUAUCACGGAAUUAAAAUUUGCAUCAGUUUUGUUCCGUUGACAGUCUUCAGACGUUGGGCUACCCUGUACAAUUCCUAGCCCAUUGUUUGAAUGUUAUUUCUGUUUCUACUCUUUGCUAACCUUUUUUAUUGUAGGAACAAAAGAGAGAAUGAUUGAUUAGAAAGAGAGCAAGCUUUUAAACAAAAAUACACAUGUGGGGAUUUUAUUCUGGAAAAUCCAUGGCCGAAAUUAUUUGCCAUGGUUUGGCUGUAACACGUUUGCCAAGGAGUUACCCAUAAUUUUCAUUAUCUCAGGCAAUCCAAUUCUUCCACAAAGGGAAGCAGUGGGAGACUAGUAAGCAUGCUCGGCAAUUGCCUCACUGUGCAAAUCAACAGCUCCUUUAUAGAGAUGCAUUGACUCAAUGCAUCUCUAUGGGGAGCGUUUAAUGUCUCCACACUCUUUUCGGGACCUAAUCCAGGAAGUAUGUGUGUGUGUAUAUAUGUGUGUGUGUGUGUGUGUGUGUAUAUAUAUAUAUAUAUAUAUAUUUUUUUUUUUAUAUAUAUCGGGGAUACCCAGUGAUGGGUCCCUGUGGGUUGUAAACUGCAAGUUCGAUGUUACUUUGACAGCCUUAAAGGGAUACUCCAAGCACUAUAAUCAAUAUAGACUGGUACAGUGCUAGGAGUGUUAUGGUACCUUCCCACAGUAAGAAUUAAAACCUUAAAGAACUGUUAACAUUAAAUAGCUGUUUAACAAUAUUCCUGAGGUCUGCUGGGCACUUGUGUCACUUCCCCUAGAAUCAUAAGCUCUUGAAUGCAGCUUUCGUUGGCUCCACUGAGCUAAGCCCUGCCAUGUAGGGUCCACUCGUUGGCUCAGAACACAGCUGGCCAACUGAUGGGCCCAAGUAACCAUUCUGAAACAAUCAAACUACUUACUUUGGGAGGGUGCCCAAAGUUAUGUAAUGAAAAAUGAAUUGGCACAUUGUCCAAGUGAACACCUCUUUACAGCUAAAAGCAAAUAAAUUCUAUAUUUCAGCCUCCGAGAAGAAGCUGCUGAAUUUCUUUCCUAUUACUGCCAGGCUCCUGUUCCUUUAAAUCCAGAUAAUGUAAGAAACAUUUUUUUUAAAACCACUUUUAUACUAUAUUCUAAGACAGUUGUAUUCCAUUGGACUGAUUUCUAAAUGUCGUCAUAGUUGUCCAACAAUCUUAUUGGGUGUAAAUGUACAAAAAAUUAAAUUGAAUGAGUGAAUGUUCUAUGAUAGAAAACACCAUUUGGAACCACAAAAUAAGCGGUUUUAUGUAUAUACAAUGUGAGUACCAAGUACAAUGAGAACCCCUAUUUUCCGAAGGAACCAGGUUUCCAUGCCUCUUACUGGGAAGAAAGGGGCGAAGCACAUAAUACUGGAACAUUUAUACAGAGCAUUUGGCAUUUUAAAAUCUUAGAGAAGUGAAUACAAAAUUGCUCUACCUUAUUUCUCUCAUAGGCAGCUUUGAAAUUCUGAGCUCACAGUAGCUAGUCCAGUCAGGGGCGUACCUAGAGCAUUUGGCACCCGGGGCGGAUCCAUUGCUUGGCACUCACUCCAACCCCCCCUCCCUCCCCAAAAAGAACCUGUAAAAAAAAAAUGAAAUGGUGGGGUUUUUUAUUUUUUUAUUUUUAUUUUUACAAUUUGUAAACUUUGCAAAAACGCUGUCAGUCCCUCCUACAAAACCCUUGUCCUGCCCCUUCCACAAAUCCUGUACUGCACCCCGUCUACAAAACCCCUGCAACCCCCUUCCACAAAUCCCCUGCUUAUCCCCCCUUAUAAACACUCCUGUCCCAAUACAAAACCCCUGCCCCUUCUACAAAAUCUCUGCAGCCCCACACACACUUUUACAGGCAGGCAGUCACAUAUACAUUGAGACACACACACACUCACACUCACAGGCAGAGAGUCACACACACACACACACACAGUUAAAGGCAGCAGCAGACAGUCACAUGCACACAGUCACCGACAGAUAGUCAUAGGCGUGUGCAGGCAAUUGCGUAAGGGUGUGCACCCUAAAGCACAAACACACGCUGAUUUAUAUAUAUAUAUAUAUAUAUAUAUAUAAUCUCCAAAAAUACAAGAUAGAAUAAAACUUAGCUUUUAUCAGCUCAAAAUAAAAAUCAAUGUUUCAGUCUGUAUCACAGACUUUCAUCAGGAUCAUGUGACACCGACUGAAACGUUGAUUUUUUUUUUUGGCUGUAUCUGUUUGCUGAUAAGCACCGGGCAAGUACAUCAAGGAAGGUGGAGUGCAUUACAAUUUUUUUAUACAUAUAUAUUUACACACACGCGUUGUUUGUUUGUGAGGGUGCUGUUUGUGUGUAGGUAGGGGGGCCGUUUAGUUAAUAUCCCCCCCCUCCCUUCUUACCUUAUGUAGGGAGGGUGGACCGUGCUGCUGCCGGGGCUAGAGUUAACUCUCAGAUCUUGCAAGAGGAACCUGGCAGAGCUGCUGGCUAGAGCUCCCCGGGUCCUCUCCUGCCUCCCUCCAUGCUGCUAUGGGCCGGUGAGUUAGAUCUUUGAUCUCCCUCACCGGCCCAUGGAGGGAGUCACGUAGCGCAUGCCACAGGGAUUAGGGUGUGCCCAGGCACACCCCGUGUGCAUGCCUAUGCAGAUAGACACACACAGUUACAGGCAGACAGUUAAACACACAGUCAGUUACAGGUAGUCACGCACACAGUUAGUCACAUAUACAGUCACUCACACACAGUCACAGGCAGAGAGUCUCACACACACAAAGUUGCAGGCAUGCAGUCGCGCGCGCACACAUAAAUAAACAUAGUUACAGGCAGUUACACACACGCAGACAGUUUUACACACACAGACACACACUCUUACUUACAGACAGUGGGCUGGAGGAGGAGUGGUUUCCUGAAGUCCUUCCCUGAAGCCUGUGGAGAAGCAGGGAUUCCAUCUUACUGCACCUCCAUGUGCAGCAGUAACCGGUAAGGGCCGUAUUAAGCCCCGCCUCGCUGCUGGUUUGUAUCCGCCCCCACUUUACCUCCGUGCGGCCAGUUCAGCUGCUCUUAGCGUGUGUGAGCUGUUCUGGCCGCACGGCACCCUAACUAACAUGGGGCACUGUGCGGCCGUACAGCUCACACAGCCCCCAGACCAGGGUCGUGGCACCCCCUACCCUGGUGGCACCCGGGGCGGUCCGCCCCCCCCCCCCUUAGUACGCCACUGAGUCCAGUACAUCUUCCUUUACACAAGGGUGACUUAUUUUACAUAGACUGACAUGACUGCCGGCGGUGAGAUGACCCAUUAUUAGUCAGACAAGGCCAAAGUUGCCAACUGUCCCACUUUCAAGGUCUUCUCCAACCACCCCUAUUUAUUUUCCCUGGCAUCCUAAAGAUAUAAAAACUUAUCUACAAGACUGAAAGCAAUCCUAAAUCAAACUAAAUAGCUGAGUUGGAGGAUUUUUCCGUUUGAUUAUUUUGGCUUACAAUAUGCAAUUCUCAUGUAAGUUCUCUGCAAUUCCUGGCUUAGCAAAUAGCCCCAUAAAUUUUGUUUCAAGAGCAGCAUUAUUAUUCAUUUUUACUUACCCUUUUCUUUUUUCCAUAAACUAGAGAACAUGUCCGUGUUUUUAAAAAAACAUUUUACUUGGGUAACUUUUUAACUACUAAUAAUAUAUAAUUUCUUUUUUUUUUUUUUUAAACCUCUAAAGCUAUGCUUUCUUUAUAGAUCAUUAUUUUGAAUGGAUGUAACUCCAUAUUCUGUUCCCUCUCCGCUUCGAUAUUUAAUCCAGGAGGUAAGGAAAGCUUGUCCAGAGAAUAGUUGCUAUUGAAAUUUUUAAUUUUUUUAAAUUUAUUUAUUUUUUUUAAACCAUGCACUAAAUCAGGGGUAGGCAACCUACGGCACUCAAGGUGUCUUUGCACGGCACUCAAGGCUGCUAGAGCCAAACAGGCUCUGGCUAUCAGGAGACCCAGUAAAACUUCAGAUAUCUGGUAAUACGAAGAGGUGGUGAAGGACAAUCCUCAAUUUAUGCAUUGCAGCACAUAGAGGAAGUGAUCUCAGAUCACUUCCUCCCGGCACUUUGUGAAUAGGAAUUCACACUGUAGUAGAACAACCCGCAGCUGCUGUUGCAGCUCCUGUCCUUGACCUGUGCCUGGUCCCCACUGGAACCCAGGGAAGCCACCCACACUGCAAGAUAUACACAGAAAUGCAUAAUAACCCUCCCCUCAUACAAAUAACAGCCUACACACAAUCCCCACAAACACACCACUAACAAUCCACAUACAUGCACACAACCCCACACGCAGCCUCUCACGUGCAAUACCCCAAACAGCCCCCACACAUACACAAACUACCAAACACACAAUGUGACAUAUCCAUCCACACACAAUUCCACAAGCAGCCCUCACACACAGCCCACAUUCAUUUGUAUCAUACACGAUGCCAUAAACUACUAAUGAACAUAUACAAUAUAAUAGCUCAUAUGCACAAAUGCAACGAUACAAAGCAAUUACAGUAAAAAUAACACAAGCAGAAUAUGGCAACAUGCACACCUCAAUUUUAAAAAAUAAAUAGGACCGGCACGCUACGGGACAUCACAAUCCUAUAUCGGCACAGUGCUGCUAAAAGGUUGCCUACCCCUGCACUAAAUACUGCCAUUCCUAUGUGCUAAUGAGCUGGUUAAAAUGGUUAUGUGUAUUUAUAUAAUGGCAAAGAUUAUUUAAAGUGUUAUUCACUAAAUUGAGAAUUUGUACCAUGGAAUCUUAACUUUUAGACUAUAAAAUUACUGACCUGGAAAAAAAUAUGCAGCUCAGUUAUUCUGUCUCUAAAUCCAAUAUCAAUCCGUGAUCCAACUUGAAAAUAAUUAGCAUUUUAAUACUGCUCAGCUUCCCUGCAAGUAAUUCCAACUAGUCACCACUAGAGGUCAUACUCUUAACUAUUGCUUGGUCAUACUCUUACUAACUAUUGCUUGGUCAUACUCUUACUAACUAUUGCUUGGUCAUACUCUUACUAACUAUUGCUUAGAUGGCUGGAAUCAAAAAUAGUGUUUUCUAUAGCGCCAGUAAGAAUAGAUACAUAAAGAAAGGUGUAAUACCCCUAUGUCGACCCGAAGAAACCUCCCAGUAAACACACUAUCAUAUUGCUGAUCAGUAGUGCAAAGUAAUUCAGACACGAUAGAAGGAAAUGAAAUAUGGUCACAGUCCAGUCUGCUCCCUAUAUUUACCCUAAUGUAAAAAUAAACAGUAACUACAUAGUUCCUAUUUAUUUGUUAAUUUUUGUCAUUUAAGGGCUGAAACCCAUUGGUCAUGGGUCUGACCUUCAGAUACUGUAGGGACUCUGCUCCUUUAAAGGAAACUAUAUGCUAGGAAUAUAAACUUGUAUUCCUAGCACUAUAGUUCCCUCGCUUGACCACCCCCACAGCGCAGAACCCUUUGCCACUUACUUGAAUCCAGCGCCAAUGUCCCUCUGCGCUGGUUCAGAUUCCCCUAUGACGGUCGAUGUCAGGACCUAAUCCGCAUGCAUGGCAACCACAUUAGAACAGCCCCAUAGGAAAGCAAAUAAAAAAGAAAAUCUAGAAGAUGAUAAAGUCUCAAUAAAAUGAGACUCAAAACUGGUUUUAAACACAAUAUAAGGAAUACUUAAUACAUAUUGUGACUUUAAGAAAACAGCACUGAGCAUUAAUGAGAAAGAUUGUCCAUUAAUCUAUAAUAUGGUAUAUUAUAUAUUGAUUCCAAAGAGGUGCCACAAAAAAUAAAUAAAAAUACUUUAUUGUGAUUCUAUGAAAAGACAAAAGGGCACUAUGGAUGGACUAUCAAAAAUAAUAAAAUAGAAAAAAAUGGAUCAAAUAUCUAUGGGGGGGGACACCAAAACCUAAAAUAGGAAUAUGGUAUCUAACCUCAAAACAAAGAGAGAGAGAGAGAGAGAGAGAGAGAGAGAGAGAGAGAAAAAAAUAUAUAUAUAUAUAAGGGGAGAAAAUAUAGAGCAGAAGAUAUAUAUUCCCUGUAACUCCUAGAACAAACACCUUCAAGGGUGUUCUAUACUGUCCCUAAAGGAGAGAGAGAAAGUAAGAAGGAUAUUGCUGCCUGUCCCCCCUCCAAUUCGAUAGCUCAGUGCUGAGAACAUAAUGAAACUAAAGUGCUUAACAAGCUAGUGCCACCAUUCGUGAAAAAAGUGUAAGCUAGAUGUGAACCCGACGCGCGUUUCGGUGCUUCUGAUGCACCUUCGUCAGGGUCUAAAAAAUACCCCAUGAAGGCGAUUGACUUUUAAAUCCUUAGUGGCCAAUCGUGUUCGUUCCAAAAUUGCCCGAUAAUCCUCCGCUGGUGUGUAGAAAAGCAUGAUGUAGGUGGGGAGGUUGUAUGCAUGUUUACGCCUCCAUGGGGGUGGGCGGAACGCCUAUCUAUGCGUCCGAUCCCACAUAAGUCUGGGGAGGGGGGCGGAGUCAAAGGUACUCCCAUGUGAGUGCGUACGUCACAAGGGGAAGGGAAACUCCUCUCUUACUCCCUCCCACAUGUUAAUCGUGGGCGGGAUAAAGGCGGGGAGAAGAGAUGCCAAGCAAAUUGCGUCUAAUAGCCCAUUGUCAGUAAAUAUAGAGAUAUUGGAUGCAUUAUAAUAUUAUGAAGGCUCAGUAAAUCUUUUUUGAUCCUGAGGAAAGUCCUUGCAGGACUGAAACGUUGAUCGUGGAUAUUUUAACUUAUUUCUAAUAAAUUUUGAUUUUUAUUUUUUUUUAUUUACCGUGAGUACAGCUACUUGUUGGAUUUUCUAUAUAUAUAUAUAUAUCCCUCUAAUCUAUGUGUUGACUGCCUGUCUUUAUGGCUAUCUAUUUUUACCUCAUUGUUUUGAGGUUAGAUACCAUAUUCCUAUUUUAGGUUUUGGUCCUCCCCCCUCCCCCCCCCCAUAGAUAUUUGAUCCAUUUUUUUCUAUUUUAUUAUUUUUGAUAGUCCAUCCAUAGUGCCCUUUUGUCUUUUCAUAGAAUCACAAUAAAGUAUUUUUAUUUAAUUUUAUUUAUUUUUUGUGGCACCUCUUUGGAAUCAAUAUAUAAUAUACCAUAUUAUAGAUUAAUGGACAAUCUUUCUCAUUAAUGCUCAGUGCUGUUUUCUUAAAGUCACAAUAUGUAUUAAGUAUUCCUUAUAUUGUGUUUAAAACCAGUUUUGAGUCUCAUUUUAUUGAGACUUUAUCAUCUUCUAGAUUUUCUUUUAUAUUCUAUUUCAGGUACAGGCCCUCUAUUUGGUGGCUCUGGAACCACCAUUCUGACCUAUGUGAGUUCCACUCUCUCACAGUUUUGUGAGUUGUGGAUACACACGUUCAAUACUUAAAAUACCCAUAGGAAAGCAUUCUGCAAUGUUUGUGGUUUUUUUUUUUUCCUAUGGUAUUUCAGGUGACACUGGAUGUCCUCAUGCAGAGCGUGACAAUGUCCAACGUCAGGCGACCGAAAGUCGCCUAACCACCCGGAAAUCCCUCUAGUGACAGCCACUAGUGGUGGGGUUAACCCUGGAUAGUAAUUAUUGCAGUUUCUCAAUAACUGCAAUAAUUACUAUUGCAGGGUUACGCGGACUGGGACAGUGCGCCCAGGCCACUUCAAUGAGAUUAAGUGGUCUGGGUGACUAUAGUGACCCUUUAACGUAUAACAUGUUAUCUGCUUCAUUUGAUAGAAAAUAUACUGGUGAAAUAUUGUUUAACUAUAAAUUGAUGAUUUUUUUUUUUUUUUCUCUAUACUGAUAUACCAUCUGGUAAAGUCACAAAUAUGGAUGCCACUAGCUCCUGCUCGUUGGCUCCAAUUUCCCAAUUUAAGAAUUCACUUUUUCCAAUUAAAUAAUUCCACAUGUCUAAAUGUGUGUGAAUGCUGAUGUCAUUUGGGGAGAAGAUUGUCCCAUUCACCUCCCCCUUUCAUUUAUAGCUUUGGUCUCCUAGACCGUGAGAGCAAGCUUCAGAUAUUUAAGUAGUGUGUUGAAUUUGGUUGGGGUUUUAAAUGUAUAUUCUUAUAUCAUUUCAUUUUUCAGAUUGUUUCCUCAUUCCCACACCAUACUACAACUUAAUAGAUGAAUACAUUGGUGCCUAUACUGGAGUACGACCUAUACACGUUCCACUGUCCAGCAAGGUAAGACUUAUAGACUGCAUUACAAUACUCAGGAGGCAAAAAAAACAAUUUAUUUUAAACCAUAAUGAAACUGGCCAGGUACUUGGUGGGCCAAAAUUGGUCCAACAUUAGUCUAGUCAACAAGGUAUGAAUACUAUGUUCAUGUUGGUAUAAUACUUUAUAUCUAUCGCUACCUUAAAAAGCUCUCUGGGUGCAAAAUGUGAGUCAAACCUUAAAAUAUAUGACAUACAUUACAUAACUGGUGUUCAGACCAUCUUGUUAAGUUAGAUCAGUCUAACGGUUAUUGUAAAGAACAACAUAAAUCCAUACAUCAUGUCUACUUGUAAAUCUGAGGAAAUAUGUCCUAUCUACCACUGUGGAUCAUGGCCAAUUCUCGGAGCCCUACCAGCGUGACCGUCCCUUAAUAAAAACAAGGUGGGGAAAACUGAAUCUAUUUAAAAAAAAUAAAUAAAUAAAUAAUUCAUACUUAUUAGUCAGAAUUUUGAUUGAGGAUCGUCUUUACUCAUAAAAACAUGCAAAAAAAAGCAACCAGAACACAAUUAUAAUAAAAUCCAAACAAAACUGUUAAGCUGCCGUUGACUGGAGAGAUUAAGAAUUUAGAGCUCUUAAAGGGGCAAAAGGUUUUGUACACCCAUUCUGGUUUGCGGAGCGUUCAGUACACAAUCACAUUGCAUCUCAACCUUACCUUCUCACUCAUGUUUGUAAUGCUGGAUUAAUCAUGCUUUUUUUUGGCUAUGGUUUUUGUGGCUAAACAAAGAAGAAGAAAUCUGACCAUCAAACCGGUAGAAGGAAUUUUUGUUUUUUUUAUACAUGUGUUUUGGCUAGUUUAUAUUGCCCUUUUAAGGUAUCCUGUAGAGCUCCACUUUCUCUCUGGUCAAAAUUUUUUUAUUUUGGCUUGGGGUUACAGAUUCAGCAGAUCGUAAAUAGAAUUUUUGGCAAAAUUUGCUGCGACUCUAGAAUAUAAAUGCUAUGUUAACAAAAAAGGAAAAUGCAUUACUGUAAAAAUGUUUUAGGCGGGUGUUUAAAAAAUUAAGUAAAUUAAGAAAUCCUUCAAAAAUAGAAAUGGUAAUAGUUAAUUUUUGCCAAUUAAUAAAAUUGUGAACAGAGGACAAAAUAGAAAUUAACCCAAUAUUUGGUGUAAACAUCCUUUGCCUUCAAAAUGGUAUCAAAUUUUGUAGAUACAGUUUUGGAAAGUCAGGAGUUUUGUUGAUGUAUAGGCCUUGAUUUAUUAAGCCUUCCAAAUGAUUCAGUACUGUUAGAAAAACUUUCCAAUUAUUUAUGUACAAAAGUCAUUUAAAUUCUGUGGAAUUGAAUCACUUGGGAAGCUUGGUAAAUGGAGGACAUAGUCAGGUUCAUAUUUAAACCACUAUACCAAAAAGGUUUUAUUAUCCCAAUUCAAGCGUCUUCAGCGGCGUCGUUUGCUCCAAAUUUAUUGUCUGUUCAAGGAAAAGAGGCUAUCUUAGUGGAUUAGUUGAAGGAAGUGAGCUUAGGUCGAAUGGCUGGCCCCUUUUCCCACCUGCCGUUUGACAACUUGCAGGUAUCCCCUCUGGGUUUGGUCCCUAAAAAAAAACUGGGCGCCUAUAGGUCAAUUCACCACCUUUCCUUCCCCGUUGCUUUGUCGGUUAAUGAUUGAUUGUCAGGUUCGAUAUGAAUCCUUUGAUAGGGCAUUGGAGUUGGUUCGCAGGGCAAGGAGCCCUGCUAGCGAAAUCUGAUUUCCAAUCUGCGUUCUGUUUGUUACCGGUUCAUCCGGACUGUUUUCAUCUUCUGGGUUGCCAAUUUCAAGGUGACUUCUUCUUUUUUGACAUGUCUCUCCCAAGGGUUGUUUUAUUUCAUGUUAUUUUGAGUUGUUUAGCCUUUCUCUCCCUCACUACCUUGACGACUUCUUGUUUUCUUGGAUUCUACGGCCUGCCUUAUCCUUGUUAGGUCAAUUUUGGGAGGUUAUGUUCAAUUUAGGUGUUCCCAUUGCAUAAGAUAAAAGGGAAGGCCCUAGCACAGUUAAAUCGCUUUCGGUCUGACGUGAGUUUCGUCUUCUGAAAGAUAAAUGGUAUAAGGGGCCUCAGAUGGCAUCAGAUUUACCCGGAAUGCGUAGCCCUCUGGCAUUUUGUGUCUGGCCCUGUGAUACUGCUUAUAGCGUUGGGGGUAAUGACUUGGGGAUGGGUCGUACCAUGGACUUAAUCCACGCAUGUAAACACGAUUUGGCGUGCUGCUUUGCAUUGUUUACCAGCUUGGUGUGAAUUUGUCCGGAGAUGGUUUGCCCGUCCCUGUUGGCAAUCCUUACCUAAUGCUAAGGCCCUGGACCGAUCUCGUCGUCUGCUCAACAUGACGAUAUCCAGAUUUGUUAGCAGUUUAGGGGGCCUGAUGAUUUGUCGUGUUGAGCUGGAGGGCGACAAUCGUAAUGUGAUUGAGGAAUGAUGGGGUUCACUUCAACACCAUUGGACUGGAUAUUUUUAAUGUGUGUUUCUAAACGGUGGUUGAAAAAGCGCUUGCUUCGAGGGGACACCACUUUUCUCCAGUUUAGCAAUCAGGCUGCAAUGGCGGGUCUUCCUGCGCCAGCAAGUUAAGAAAGGACACUGCCCGGACGGGCUUGGAGUCGCAGCCUGAUUUGGUGGAUCACGAAUGACAGGCUGAGGAGGCUCUGGUUAUAAAGUUAUCUGUCUGCUGGGUAGAACCAGCAGCUGACUGUUGUUGUUUGCUGGUUGUUGGAAAAUAAAGCUGUGAUCAUUAACCUUACCCACUAAUAUGGUGUUUGUGUUAUUUAUUGGGGGAGGGGACAAUGGGAAAAUUUUAUGAAGGUAUCAGCAGUCAUGCCUUUUCUGGCAGUGUUUACAUUAAAGCCUAGGAAUACCUCCACUAGACACUCCUCAGAUGGCUACUAGAGGUGCUAUUUGGAGCAGUGUGCAGCACUGCCAUUCAGUGUCUCCCCCUUCUGCAUGCAGACAGUGAAUUUUCCUCAUAGAGAUGCAUUUGAUUUAAUUCAUUUCUGUGAGGAGAUGCUGAUUGGCCAAGGCUGUGUUUGGCUUGUGCUGGCUCUGCCCCUGAUAUGAAAGCACUGCGAUUGGCUAAGAUUUCUCCUUCCCAUAGCAACCAUGCAGUAACGUACAUUGAAAAAUGCUAGGGGUGCCAAAUGUAAUCAAAUUUGCUGUUAUAGCUUCCUCAUUUUUCUGAUCCCCUUAUGCACGGUUGUACCAUAAUAAAAAAAAAUAAAAAAUAAAAAAUAAUAGAGUAAAAACAGAAGAGAAAAGCGCAUCCUCGAGAAACUGAGGAAGUGAGAUGAGGUACUGGGGGGUGAAGGGUUGCUCAAUGAUAUGUCCCUUAAGGAGAGUGCUGCCCUUUUGACUGCAUCUUUCGCAUGCCUCUUUGAAGUCACUCGUAGUAUGAGGACUCUGGUUAAACAUCCUGCUGCUUCUCUUCAGUGUCCCUUGCGAUUGUGAUUUUAUGUCUUAAUCCGGUCUCCUGUCCUAUUCGUUCACCAUACUAUCAAUCCAAGGGGCCCCAUAUCUUUUCAAAUUUCUUUGCUGUUCCUCUGAUCUGUGCUGUCAACUUGUCCAUUAAAUAAGUGUCUUAUUUUUUUUGUUUUACCAUUGCAAUUGUAGGGGUGUCCCUCUGUAACCACACCUGUGCUAAGACUCUUCGUGCAGCUAAGUUUAUUUUGUGUACUAGGCGUUGUUCCAUUUUUGUCCAAUCGUCUAUGGAUCUGGAUAGUAGGAACACCUAUGGGUCUUGCUUCACUUCCCUGCCGAACACCUCUUGCAGCAAUUCCAUGAUUCGCUUCCAAUAGGCCUGCAACUCAGGGCAUCCCCACCACAUAUGGAUAUACGCACCUUUAUGUCCACAGCCCCUCCAGCACAAGUCUGUUGGGUUUUUGUGCAUUCGGUGCAGAGUUACUGGGGUGACAUACCACCUAAAUGGAGUCUUAUAUGGCUGUUCUUGCAAGGAGACACACACUGAAUAUGUUGCUGCAGCCUCCCAUAUUUCCUGCCAUUCUAUGCCCUCCAAUGCCUCGUUCAGAUCUGCUUCCCACUGGUCUAUGUAUUUGAGGUCCCCCCAUUCUAGGGUAUGAGCGCUCAAGUGUGAGUAUAGAUAAGAGAUUAGGCCGCUUGGAAACUGUUCCUUUGAACACAUUCGCUCGAAAACCGUUAAUUGUGUCUGUGCCGCCUUUUUGAUCUGGGGAUCGCUGGCAUAGUCCUUAAGCUGCAGGUAGCGGAAAUAAUCGAAAGGUUUUAGCGUGGCUCUACUUUUCAGUUCAUCAAAAGUGACAAAGGAGCCAUUUUCAAACAGUUGGAAUAAUCUCUGCAGUCCUGCGUUUUCAAGUCCCUUAAAAUCCCUAGCCUGCAUGCCUGGGAGGAAAUCUGUUUCUUAAGAAGGGAGUCACUGGUGACAGGACGGAGGUCAGGCCGCAUUUGUGGGCAGUCGUGUCCCAGACCCUGAGGGAAGUUUGUAUCUCCUGGUAUGGACCUUUAUCUGAAGGUCUUUGUUCCCUGGUCCAUAUGAGGAACUGGGGUAGCUUCGGGCCCAUCAAUGAGGACUCUAAGUCCACCCACCUCCUCUCGUCGGGGGUGUAUGCCAUAGGGCUAUUUGGGCCAGCCGGGUUGCCACAUAAUAGUAGUAGAGGUUCAGUAGCCCCAGACUUCCCCUAUUCUUGGCUCUAUAAAGUAUAUUACGUGAGAUCCUGUGUUUCUUAUUUUGCCAAAUAAACUUACCUAUAGCUUGCUGAAGUGCUCCCAGGGUAGAUCUAGUCAAGUGGGUCAGAAGCGCUUGAAAAAGUAAUAAUAUCCUAGGCAACACGUUCAUUUUCACCGUAUGUAUUCUUCCGAUCCACGAUAUUGGUUUAUCUACCCAUGUCUCCAUAUCUUGUAUUAGAUGCCUAAUUAGUGGAAUGUAAUUCUCUUGAUAUAAGAGGGAGGUGUCUUCCAUUAGCCAUAUGCCUAAGUAUUUGAUGUGAUCUUUUGCUAUAUGGACGUGAUAGGUCUUCCCUAUAUAUGCUGCGCUUUCGUCGCUCAUACCUACGGGGAGUGUGCUUGAUUUGUGUAGGUUGACCUUGUAUCCAGCCACCUUUCCAUAUUCUAUCAGUAUACCAGUCAGUGCCCCCAUGGAUUCCUGUGGGUCUAUCAAUGUCAAUAAUACAUUGUCAGCGAAUGUUUUCCUGUCCCACCACGGUAAUUCCCUUGACCUCUGGGGUUGUGCGUAUCAUUUACAUGAGGGUUUCUAAUGAUAGAACAAAGAGCAGCGGUGAAAAAGGGCAUCCCUGUCUCGUGCCAUUGCUCAGUGGAAAGGGAAUGGAUCGUUCCCCCGUUAUUCGGACCUGCGCCCUGAUGUUGGAGUAUAAGGCUUUAAUGAUCACCUCUUCUGAUGAUUAUGUCAGCCACAUAGGCAGAUCAGGGGAAGAGACCGCACCAGCAGAAUGCAAUAAAAGUAUUAUUUUACUUAUAUGUAGGGGUGGGGAGAGGAGGUGGGGGGGCUAGACAGUGAUUUUAACACUAUAGGGUCAGUAAUACAGGUUUGUGUAUCUGUCCCUAUAGUGUUCCUUUAUGUGAAAAAUAGCUGUGUAAAUUUAGAUUUGUGAUAGUUAACUAAUAAAAAUAAAUUUUAAAUAAAUUAUUUUUGAAAGCAUUCUUACUUUACAGAAUUUUUCACACCUGCACAGUAGUAUGUUUGUUUAUGUGUGUGUGCUAUUUUUAAGUUCUUUCUUCAAUUAAGUUAUCUUAUUGUUUUUUACUAUUAUAAUUUUUUUUUUAAUUUUUUUUUUUGGAAGGUAACAGAGACAGAAAAUUAUCCAUUUCAAUUAACAAUAAAGAAGUUGGAAGAUGCCAUGGAAGAAGGAAAGAAAGAAGUAAACUAUAUUUAUUUUUUUUAUACCACUUUAUUUAGUUUAAUGAAAACAUUUAUGAGGCUAACAAACUCAGGCACCCACUCCAAAAAUAUUGAAUUAUUUGGAAAGCUUAGCUCGUCACGGAUAACUAUGACCCAACAAGCAGAAUUCAAUUAA
Molecule: messenger RNA, 17853 nt
Organism: Pelobates cultripes (western spadefoot toad)
Lineage: Eukaryota; Metazoa; Chordata; Amphibia; Anura; Pelobatidae
Source: the annotation of a GenBank genome assembly